Molecule: messenger RNA, 2567 nt
Organism: Protopterus annectens (West African lungfish)
Lineage: Eukaryota; Metazoa; Chordata; Ceratodontiformes; Protopteridae
Gene: BARHL2
Product: BarH like homeobox 2
Exons: 3
Coding region: 689-1801 (370 amino acids)
Biological process (GO): regulation of transcription by RNA polymerase II
Cellular component (GO): nucleus
Molecular function (GO): DNA-binding transcription factor activity, RNA polymerase II-specific; RNA polymerase II transcription regulatory region sequence-specific DNA binding
Source: RefSeq, a predicted model, not a curated record
UUAGUGUUUUUAAGCUAUUUGAGAGACUACGGCGACUGCCUACAAGAGCAUCUUAUGCUCCCUUGCUAUCCAAAAUUGACAAGAUAAACUGCCCAGCUGUCAUUGGUUCUCCUUCACAACGUCAGGUGUCUUUGGCACAUUCCGACCAAUGAGCGUCAUGGAAAGCAUACCAUCCUCGCCUUUUUAAUAAAGAGGAGAGGAAGACAGGACUGUAAGGGCUGUGACGUCACAGUAGGAAGUCAUUGUCAAGCCAAAGUAGGACCAUUACAGGCAAAAAGAUCGUGGUGCUCAGGAGCUUCUCUUGUGUCUGUCUUUGCGCAACACAACUUUUCAUAACAAAGUUCAAAUAAGUGGAAACGAGGAAUUGGAGUACAGCCGUACAGACACCACCUUUUACUGUUUUUGAACAAAGGUUAAAGACCCGAGUCCAACACUAAAUAUUAAGUCACAUCAACUUUCUUUGGGAACCGAAGGUUGUGUUCAGCAUUUGAAAUAGUGAGUAGUUCUCCGACUAAGUCUUUGUUGCUGGUGCAUUUAGAAAAAAGAACUGCUGGAUACCUGAAGCAGUCUGCUGCUUCUUCAUUCUAUUGCAUGUUAUUCAUAUUUAUUUUAAAUAUAAUCUUUCCUUUUUUAAAUACAAAUAUUCUUCAAGAAAUGAUAUGAAUGCGAACUUGUAAAAGUCUACACUAUGGAAGGAUCCAGCGGGUCGAGCUUUGGGAUCGACACUAUUUUGUCUAGUACUACUUCGGGUAGCCCCGUUCUUAUGAAUGGAGACUUUCGACACGACAGCAACCGGACAACGGAUUUUAGAAACCAGGCCACACCGUCCCCGUGUUCGGAGAUCGAUACUGUGGGCACAGCUCCCUCUUCGCCAAUCUCUAUCACCAUGGAACAUUCAGAGACACAUUUGGUCCAGGACGCCAUACCGCCUUCUCAUCAUCACCUCCAUCACAGUCAACAGCAGCAGAGUUUGCAAUCUUCCCCUCCUUUGCCAUCGCAACAAUUGGGAUCUGCCAGCUCAGCUCCCAGGACUGCUACUUCUUCAUUCUUGAUCAAAGACAUUUUAGGUGACAGCAAACCGUUGGCAGCCUGUGCUCCAUACAGCACAACCGUUUCCUCUCCACAUGUCACCCCCAAACAAGACACCCACAGCCCAGUCAACGAUAGUUUCAGGCCAAAACUGGAGCCAGAGGAUAAUACUAAGAGCAAGAUGGAAAGGAGGGAUGACACACCGAGCGAACUCAAAUGCAAUGGAACAAAGGAAGAAGGUGACCGAGAAAUUUCUAGCAGUCGGGAAAGUCCGCCAGUUCGAGCAAAAAAGCCUCGUAAAGCGAGAACUGCUUUUUCUGAUCAUCAACUAAAUCAGCUGGAGAGGAGUUUCGAAAGACAGAAAUACCUGAGUGUGCAAGAUCGCAUGGAUUUGGCUGCAGCCUUGAAUCUAACAGACACGCAAGUUAAAACCUGGUACCAGAACAGGAGAACCAAGUGGAAGCGCCAGACUGCGGUGGGGCUCGAACUGCUGGCUGAGGCCGGUAACUACUCUGCUCUACAGAGGAUGUUCCCUUCACCUUAUUUCUACCAUCCAAGUCUAUUGGGCAGCAUGGAGAGCACAACAGCAGCUGCGGCUGCAGCAGCGGCAGCUAUGUACAGCAGUAUGUAUCGGACUCCACCGGCCCCGCAUCCUGCAAUUCCGAGCAGGUCAUUAGUGCCACGGGUACUCAUCCAUGGGCUUGGCCCAGGGGGGCAGCCCGCCCUCAACCCCUUAGCUAACUCUCUCCCAGGUACUCCUCAUCCUCGAUGAAGAAACUAGUGUUGAACUUUCAGCUUGAAACCCAGGGACAGCUCUUAACCCUCAAACCAACAAACAUAAUAUAGGGGAAACUGCAAGGAAAGGAACCCCAGGGCAAGUGAGACACGGGAGAGCAAAGAAGAAACAGACUUAAAUACAAUAUGCGCCAUCCGGGCCUGGAACUUGUACCUGAACUUUACUGGGAUGCAUUAAAUCUACAGAGAAGGAACUCAAGGGUAACUGAGCUCUUUGCACUGAUUUCGCAAGACAUUUUGUUUAGGAAAAGCGGCAUGCGCCAUAAUAUAAAAUGUAUAUUUGAAAGACUGAGAUAUUUAUUAUAUGUGUUAAAAUCCGCUUAUAUACAUUAGCAAAACUGGUUUUCCCCAUAUUUGUCUUUUCAACUCGGAAAAUAAAUACUUAGAUGAAAUGAACUGUUAGAUUUUUUGUGAUUGGUUGGCAUCGGUUAGACUGAGGUCUCCCAAUGACAUUUUUCUAAAAUUCUAUAAAAUAAAAUACUUUAUUUUUCUUUACAAAAGAUCCAACAGCACUAAUUUGCAAAUCUAUGGGUAGUGCAAGUAUUGGCAAACAGUGAUUGUAGGUGUAUAUAUUGAUAUCUAUAUAAAUACGUAUAUGUAUUGCUGAGAAAUAUGUACAUUUAUUUUAACAAAAACAUUUGUUCAUUUGUUUUAUAAUACAUUUUCACAUUGAUUGAUGUAAUAUAAUGAUAGCAUUUUUUUUUACAAAACUAUGAAAAUAAAUAUACAAUACGGGCCUAGAA